CCUCACCUCGCCCCGUCUCAAGGACUCACAGCACGAAGAUUGAUACACCUCAAAAUAGCUGUCAAGAACAAGAUUCUGCGAACCGCAUAUCUAAAUCACAAUGGCGACUACCAAGACAGAAGCAAAGGAGAAGUUGGACGCACAGGUAAAGUCUGUGGAUAUGUCCGACGAGAUGCAGAUGGAGGCUAUUGAAGUCGCUCAAGAAGCUAUGUCAAAGUAUAGCAUCGAGAAAGACAUUGCCAUGCACAUCAAGAAGACCUUUGACGAGCGUAAAGGACCAACCUGGCACUGUAUUGUUGGCCGCAACUUCGGUUCAUUUGUCACUCACGAAACCAAGCACUUCAUCUACUUCUACCUCGGUCACUGCGCAAUCCUCCUCUUCAAGACCCAAUAAGCGUUCGCUCUCGAUUUCAUAUGGCGCAAGGUAAAACAUGCAAUUCUUGCUGGGACAAUUUCGAAUUAGUGGUUGAUAUGGGUCUGAAUACUCGGUGCUAUGACAAUUCGGAAAGCUACAGGGGAGCAUAGGCCCUAGCCACAGCGAUGCUUUUCGAUAUCUUGAAUGCAAUUCUUGAAUUUUGCCUUCAAUUUGGGGUCCUUCGAUUUUGUGAACAUAUACUGAGGGAUUAUGCUUUUGAAAUUGAUCUCGCUAUCAGGAAGUCUCCGAGUAACGUUAUGUUACUUCUGCUGUCACGGCUAAUGUCAGGUGAAAAUCAUUGUGCCCCUACAUUUAGAAGAGAUAACAAAUCUUCU
Messenger RNA from Mollisia scopiformis, 750 nucleotides. RefSeq lists its product as uncharacterized. Gene Ontology annotation, biological process: microtubule-based process; cilium assembly. Gene Ontology annotation, cellular component: cytoplasmic dynein complex. The transcript has 6 exons. The coding region runs from base 101 to 394 and encodes 97 amino acids. The record is from RefSeq and is a predicted model, not a curated record. Gene Ontology annotation, molecular function: dynein intermediate chain binding; dynein light intermediate chain binding. Lineage: Eukaryota; Fungi; Ascomycota; Leotiomycetes; Helotiales; Mollisiaceae.